Molecule: messenger RNA, 1573 nt
Organism: Aphanomyces astaci
Lineage: Eukaryota; Oomycota; Saprolegniomycetes; Saprolegniales; Verrucalvaceae
Exons: 1
Coding region: 156-815 (219 amino acids)
Source: RefSeq, a predicted model, not a curated record
ACAGUAAUCAUCAUAUCCAUUCAACGUCUUUGUUAACUGACUAGAAACAACGCGUCUCGGUCGUCGACGAUGCACAGCCACUCGUUCGUGUUGGCAAUGCGGUAAAACGGUUGGUGGUGCUCGUCCAGGACCAUCGCAUCGGUGGCGACUUCGACAUGCGGGCGUACCGCGAGGGCGGGCAUGACGGCGCUGUCGCGAGUGGACGGCCACUUUCGCCUGGGCAGCGCUCUCGACGUGACAAAUACUCGUCGUUGCAGCGUCAUUUUGACUUGGUCCAUCGUGCGCUGCUGUGCGACUGCCACGUCACGGUCCCUUCCAACGUGGACUUCUUGGGGCACAAACACUUGCAGCGCAGGCAGCCCCAGCAACCGCCCAGACACCUCAACAUAUGCGACAUCGUCCUCGCCCCGGACGAGUCGACUGCCGAGGACGAGCGCGUUGGCCGGCAGCACCGGAUCCACCCCCGCCAUCCGGAGCACCACAUCGUGGGUGUUGGGCGUCCAGCAGACUGCGACUGGCGUGCGCAUGCGAUACAGUACGUCACCCGAGUGCACGACGUGGUGGAGCUCGACGGUGGCGGGCCGGCCAAGCUUGCGCGAGUCGGGCACUUUGAGGAACGGUUCGCAAAACGCAUAUCGACCCGAGAGUUCGCAUGCGCUGCACAAGUCAAAGUCGAACGCGACGCUAGAUUUGAACCGCGUGCCGCGGAUGGGAAACUGAAAGCAGCCGUCGCAAGUAACGGACGUGUGGCAGAUCGUGUACGAAGGAGCGUUGGAAGAAGCCCGGGGCUCUGGCAUGGGCUGCUGGCUGGGUAAUGCCAAGGAAUUGAUAACAGGCCACGCUGCGGGAACGACGGGGGUCGAUGGUCGGCCGAGGAGCCGCGAGUCGAGGACCUUGAAGAAUGGUUCCUGCGCGACAUACAAGCCCGACGCUUCGCAGGCGCCGCACACGUCGAAGUUCUUGGCGGUGUGGGACUUGUAACGAGGUCCGACGAUCGGAUGCAUGCCGCAGCCGUCGCACGUGAUGGUGUCGUGGGAAACUAUCGAGACGGGCGACACGAGUGAGCGCGAGGACGCCGCCUUGGGCCACACUUCGUCAAUCGCUUUCUUGAGCGUAUGGUUGGGAAGCAACGCCGUGUUGUCCAAGACGGCGUUGGUCACGGGGCUCGUGUGGCGUGUGCGAAACCAGUGCUGGAUGCUUGUGCGGUCGUACGUGUGCCCGUCGCAGGCCACGACCGGCUCCACGAGAAUGUCCUGGGUAAUGGGUCCCAUGAACGACACGAGAUCGACCGUCACGCCAUGGUCGUCAACUUCCAAGAUCGCAGAUUUGAGCGCAUGGUUCGGCAAUAGCGUUGUUGAUUGCAAGGGUAGUAAUGUGAUAGGACUCGUGCUUUGCACUUCAAGCCACGCCUCCAUGUAGCGACGGUCGUAUGAGAACCCAUCGGUCGCCACGACUGGAUCGUCCAUGCGCUUACCACCGAUAGGGCAAGUGAAUGCGGUGAGGGUAGUUGUCGUGGACUGCGGCGGUGGUGCCGACAUCUCUUCCAUCUUCUUGGCGAUCUUUUUGCUUGAAC